AUGAUGAAACCGGAUGUCUUUGUUGAGAGCCUAUGGCAUGGCAGAAAACCUGCGGCUAGCCAAAAAAUCGAGUACAUAAAGAAGCAGUUAACUAUAGAGGAAAAUGUCGGUAGCUCAGGUAGCGUAGAUGGUGGUCGUUGGCUGGUUCGCUGGUGGUUGUGCACAACCACCAACCCACCGCUACACACUCCUACGCUCCACAAUAACGCACUGAUGAUGUCACCUGGAUUGGUGAUGAAACGUUUGCAAUCAAAUUGUCCAGCUCAGCGAACAAGCCAACGACCAGAUGAGAAAAUGUUUACGGGACCAAAA
This is a messenger RNA of Opisthorchis viverrini, 312 nucleotides long. RefSeq lists its product as hypothetical. NCBI's taxonomy places the organism in Eukaryota, Metazoa, Platyhelminthes, Trematoda, Opisthorchiida, Opisthorchiidae. The transcript has 2 exons. The annotation marks the transcript as partial. The record is from RefSeq and is a predicted model, not a curated record.